Messenger RNA from Centruroides sculpturatus (bark scorpion), 1838 nucleotides. Its product is annotated as cytochrome P450 4C1-like. The transcript has 12 exons. The record is from RefSeq and is a predicted model, not a curated record. Gene Ontology annotation, molecular function: oxidoreductase activity, acting on paired donors, with incorporation or reduction of molecular oxygen; iron ion binding; monooxygenase activity. NCBI's taxonomy places the organism in Eukaryota, Metazoa, Arthropoda, Arachnida, Scorpiones, Buthidae. Bases 1 to 1590 code for a protein of 529 amino acids.
AUGGAUGUUGCGAGUAAUAGUAGGGGAUUUGUCAUUGUAGUUGUUUCAGGCAAAGAGAAUGGAUUUAAAAUCGGUGCAAAGAACGGCACUGGUCUCUCAAUAUGGAAGAAAAAGAGUGACAACAAAUCGAAGAACGAAAUACCGAAAUUCCCAAAUUGGCCUCUUCUUUGGAAUUUGAUUUUCUGUCCAGUAAAAGCGCAAGAUUAUCGAAAACUUUGUGGCAUCUUUAUAAUUCAACUAUUGAGUUGUGCGUGUAUGGGAUUCAUCGAAGAGAAACUAAUGAAAUUUUCUUCGGGUGGCUAUCAUUAUAUUCUAUUAUCUCAUCCCGAAGUGGCUCAGGAAGUACUGAAGAGUUACACCGUGAUCAACAAAGAUUGGCUUUAUAAUAUUCUUCAUCCGUGGCUGGGAACAGGUCUUUUAACAAGUUCGAACGAUAAGUGGAGGCAUCGUAGAAAAUUGUUAACACCAGCAUUUCACUUUCGAAUUCUCGAAGACUUUCAAGGAAUUUUUAACGAUCAGUCAAACAUCUUAAUUCAAAAGUUGAAGAAGAAAAAGGAAAAUGAAGAGUUUCUUAUUGAUGAGCUAAUCAGACUGUGCACUUUGGAUAUUAUUGGAGAUUCAGCAAUGGGAGUUCAAUUCAACAGUCAAGACAGAUCUGGUAACGAGUACGUUGUUGCCAUUAAUCAUAUAACAUCUGCAAUUAUUCAAUGGUUCACAAAACCUUGGUAUUGGUUCAGUCCCAUUUUCAACUUGAGUCCCUUAGGAAAACAAUUUCACAAAAACAUUGAAACCAUUCACAGAUUCGACAGAAAGGUAAUUAGAGAAAAGAAACGGAAAAUGAUCGAAGAACUGAAAGAUAAUCAAAUAAUCAACAACUUUCAAGAAGAGAAUGAAGUUACAGGGAUAAAGAAAAGGCGAGCAUUUCUGGAAUUACUACUGUGUCAUCAUUUAACGGAUAGAAGUCUUAGCAAAGAAGAUAUCAGAGAAGAAGUCGACACUUUCAUGUUUGAAGGGCACGACACAACGGCAAUGGGAAUUAGUUGGUCUCUUUAUUUGCUAGGAUUGCAUCCCGAUAUACAAGAAAAAGUAUACCAGGAGCUGGAGGAAAUUUUUGGUGAAGAGAUGCAUAAGUCUAUUACGUCCGAAGAGCUUAGAAAAAUGAAGUAUCUGGAAUGUGUUGUCAAGGAAACACUUAGGAUUUAUCCUCCGGUACCAUUCAUAUUGAGAAAAAAUCCUUCCGAUAUGAAAGUAGGUAAUUAUAUCUUGCCAGCAAAUUCGUCUCUUGCAGUAAACAUUUAUGGAAUUCAUCAUAAUCCAACGGUGUUUGAAAAUCCCGAAGUGUUCGAUCCGGAUCGAUUUCUACCAGAAAACUGCGAGAAACGUCAUCCCUUUGCAUUUGUGCCGUUCUCUGCCGGUCCACGCAAUUGCAUAGGUCAAAGAUUCGCCAUGAUGGAGAUGAAAACAGUUUUAGCGAAUGUUAUUCGUCAUUUUCGAGUGAAGUCUUUGGACCAUAGAGAUAAGAUUUUCGAAUCCGGUGAUGUCAUUCUUUGUCCUAAAUUCGGUAUAAGAAUGACUAUCGAAAAACGAUGAAAAACGGAGAUAUUUUGUUUCAGAAAAGAGAAAAUCCAUAAAUUGCAAACCAGUUGUUCAUAGUUCAAUGUUUCAUGUAUUCCAGGUUGUUAUCAAUAUGAUAAUCCGCGUAGGGUAAGAGUGGACAUGAUCAGCCUAAGCAGGAAGGCUCUAUGUUAAAUAAAAGGAAUGGAAUACGAUCUGUAAACGUUUACAUGUAUUUUUGAUCUCUUUUAGCUGUUUUGUUUUUUACAUUAUUAAAAGGUUUU